Messenger RNA from Drosophila melanogaster (fruit fly), 1881 nucleotides. RefSeq names its product Threonyl-carbamoyl synthesis 4 (gene Tcs4). NCBI's taxonomy places the organism in Eukaryota, Metazoa, Arthropoda, Insecta, Diptera, Drosophilidae. The transcript is spliced from 2 exons. Bases 28 to 1257 code for a protein of 409 amino acids. Gene Ontology annotation, biological process: tRNA threonylcarbamoyladenosine modification. Gene Ontology annotation, cellular component: mitochondrion. The record is from RefSeq and is marked reviewed. Gene Ontology annotation, molecular function: tRNA N(6)-L-threonylcarbamoyladenine synthase activity; acyltransferase activity, transferring groups other than amino-acyl groups.
UAUCGGUGCCUGGUCACACUGGCCAUUAUGCAUGCACUUCGUAAUUUUGCCGGCAAUGGAAUAGCAAAUGUAUUUGGCUGUGGGAUCAGGCGCCGGCUCAGCUAUGUCCUGGGCAUCGAGACCUCCUGCGACGACACGGGCAUCGCCAUCGUGGACACCACGGGCCGAGUGAUUGCCAAUGUGCUGGAGUCGCAACAGGAGUUCCACACCCGCUAUGGAGGCAUUAUUCCGCCCAGGGCCCAGGACCUUCACCGCGCCCGCAUCGAGUCCGCCUACCAGCGCUGCAUGGAGGCGGCGCAAUUGAAGCCGGACCAACUGACGGCCAUCGCGGUGACCACGCGUCCCGGACUGCCGCUGAGUUUGCUGGUGGGCGUGCGCUUUGCACGGCACCUGGCCCGUCGCCUGCAGAAGCCCCUGCUGCCCGUUCACCACAUGGAGGCGCACGCGCUGCAGGCCCGCAUGGAACAUCCGGAGCAGAUCGGCUACCCCUUCCUCUGCUUGCUGGCCAGCGGCGGCCACUGUCAGUUGGUGGUGGCUAACGGCCCCGGUCGCCUUACGCUUCUUGGCCAAACACUGGAUGAUGCGCCCGGCGAGGCCUUUGACAAGAUCGGUCGGCGACUACGCCUGCACAUUCUGCCGGAGUACCGCUUGUGGAACGGAGGACGGGCCAUUGAGCAUGCCGCCCAGCUGGCCAGCGAUCCGCUGGCCUACGAGUUUCCGCUGCCACUUGCCCAGCAGCGGAACUGCAACUUCAGCUUCGCCGGCAUCAAGAACAACUCCUUCCGGGCCAUCCGAGCGCGCGAGCGGGCAGAGCGGACACCUCCGGACGGAGUCAUCAGCAACUACGGCGACUUCUGCGCCGGCCUGCUGCGCUCUGUCAGCCGGCACCUGAUGCACCGCACGCAGCGGGCAAUUGAGUACUGCCUCCUGCCGCACAGGCAGCUCUUCGGUGACACCCCGCCCACACUGGUCAUGUCCGGCGGUGUGGCCAACAACGAUGCCAUAUACGCCAACAUCGAACAUCUGGCCGCGCAGUAUGGCUGCAGGAGCUUCCGUCCAUCGAAGCGGUACUGCUCCGACAACGGCGUCAUGAUCGCCUGGCACGGCGUUGAGCAACUGCUGCAGGAUAAAGAGGCCAGCACGCGCUACGACUACGACAGCAUUGAUAUCCAGGGCAGCGCGGGAUUCGCCGAGUCGCACGAGGAAGCUGUCGCUGCGGCGGCCAUAAAAUGCAAGUGGAUACAGCCACUGGUUUGAUCACUAGCCCCUGUUGUGUUUUAUACAUUCUUACAUAAAGUUACAGAUGAAUCCUUGUUCGUUGUUGAAUCCUGUUUGUCUGAUUUACAAAUUAAUAAUAUAUUCAUAAUAUUUUUGAGUGUGUGAGUUCUUUGGCGCUGCAGAGUUCCUACUUGCUAAGAGCCACCUUGCUAGCUCUGGUGGCUUCCGAGAUCUCGACGUUUAUGCUGACGAACAAUAGGACAUGGCCAGAUAAUCAAAAUAUAGUUUAUAGUAAUGGAAAAGCUUUGCCUCCACCUGUUGGCCACUUUUCCAGGAACGUAAUAACUGAUAUGACGACAGGUCUUUAUCACGCGAAUCGAUAUAGAAAUAAACAACCACAAAUGAAUCACAAAUGCUAUAUAAAAAUCACAAUUGCAUUGAAUUUAUGUAAUUUUAUACAUAUAAAAAGUACAUUUUCGCUUGUGCAUCUUUGGUGGGAUGUUCCCUUUUUUUUUUUCAUUUCAGGCAAGACAGUGAGUGGUUUCGUUUUGGAUUUCGUUUUAUUAUAAGAUAUUAUCUGAAAUCAAUAAUGUUAAAUCACUAAGGUCUAGAAAAAAAAUGUAAAAAUUGAUAAUGUGUACAUAUAAAAAUAUUAAAAAAUGC